Messenger RNA from Serpula lacrymans var. lacrymans S7.9, 486 nucleotides. RefSeq lists its product as uncharacterized. NCBI's taxonomy places the organism in Eukaryota, Fungi, Basidiomycota, Agaricomycetes, Boletales, Serpulaceae. Bases 53 to 307 code for a protein of 84 amino acids. The record is from RefSeq and is a predicted model, not a curated record. The transcript is spliced from 3 exons.
UUAUACCCAAGUAUUACAAAGAAGCGCCUGGGCACUCCGACUCGGGUGAAUAAUGAGUGGGACUGAAGUGCACGCAAUUGGUUUGCUGACAACUGCAAGAAUCCGCAACACAUUUAACAGCAGCGCCACUACUCCCAGGAAGAGUAUCCGAAACCAUAGCGAAUAUUUCUGCGGACGUGUGCAAGUCUCCCGCAGGAUCGAUAUCGAUACCUGUAUAACCAAUCCCAAAGAACAAUUUGAAUAUGCCACCUUAAUGAAUGGGGCCAAUGGCAGGAGUCAUGCCGUAUUUGCUUCAAUCUUGGGCUAAGGUUACGAUAGCGAGUACGCCCCUUUUGCUAGAGAUAAGAUGAGAGCUUCGAUGAUGCCACGUAAUGCAGUACAACAGUGUCAUUCAAUCAAAUAUACCUCGAGAUCCUACAGCGCAAGGCACGACACAAACCAACAUACAACAGCAAUGUCCAGUUCCAACAUACAGAAUAAUCGUAC